GCUGCUGAAAUGUGCAAGGGGUGGGCCCUGGGAGGGGUUUGGGAGGAGAAGUCCUGUGAAAUAUGCUAAAGCAGGCUCUCUUCCCAGAGUCGGUCAAGGAGAAGCGCUCUCGGCCAGGGAAUUGCUCGCCUCCAAGCCCCGCACCACGAUAGCAAACCGGCCAGACUACCUUCCGAUCUCUGAUCGAACUUAAGACUUGUCUCCAAAUUUCUCCAAAUCUCCUUUACAUCCUCAAUGGCAAUGUUCCCAAACUGCCAUCUGAUCCUUUUCUUCUUCUUUGUGUGCCUGGACCACCACCUGAUCCUUGCCCAGGAUCAACAAGCUUCUCAACCCAGCACUGAGCCUUCUAUUCAGGUCCGGUUGGCAGGAGACAAGAGGAAGCACAACGAAGGGCGAGCGGAAGUCUACUAUAACGGCCAAUGGGGCACCAUUUGUGAUGACGAUUUCUCCAUCCACUCAGCCAAUGUGUUCUGCAGGCAACUGGGGUACGUGGAAGCCACAUCCUGGUUCCCUGGCUCCAGAUAUGGCAAAGGAGAAGGCCCCAUCUGGUUGGACAACCUCUACUGCACUGGCAGAGAGACAUCAAUAGCCCAAUGUACCUCCAACGGAUGGGGUGUGUCGGAUUGCAAGCACACCGAGGAUGUGAGCGUGGUCUGCAGCGAAAAGAGGAUCCCGGGCUUCAAAUUUGAGGACCCUCUGCUCAAUCAAAUAGAGAACACAAACAUCAAAGUCGAAGAUGUCCGAAUACGGGCCGUCUUUUCAUCCUCUCGCAAACGCAUCCCUGUAACGGAGGGUUACGUGGAGGUCAAAGAAGGGGGCACUUGGAAACAGAUCUGCGACAAAAACUGGACCAGCAAAAAUUCCCGUGUUGUCUGCGGCAUGUUCGGAUUUCCUGGAGAGAAGAAAUACAACGUCAGAGCCUACAAGACAUCAGCAAGCAGAAGAAAGCAUAAGUACUGGGCUUAUUCCGUGAAUUGCAAAGGCACUGAAUCACGUCUCUUUAGCUGCAAAAUGGGUGAUCGACUCAUGACAAUUGGUGGGAACGUUACCUGUGAGAAUGGGAUGCCUGCAGUGGUAAGCUGCAGUCCUGGACUAGUGUUUUCCCCAGGCAGCCACAGUGGCUUCGGCAAAGCUUUCCGUGCUCAGCACUUUCUGGUGAGGCUAAAGGGUGGAGCCCAGGUUGGAGAAGGCCGGCUUGAAGUGUUGAUGAAUGGAGAAUGGGGGACCAUUUGUGAUGAUGGGUGGAACCUACCUUCAGCCAGUGUGGCCUGCCGAGAAUUGGGCUUUGGAACCGCCAAGGAGGCUAUCUUGGGUGCAAGACUUGGACAAGGCAUUGGCCCUAUCCAUCUCAAUGAAGUGGACUGCACAGGCUUUGAAAAGUCCAUUACAGACUGUAAAUUCAGCAAGGAGAUCAGGAGCUGCACCCAUGAAGAAGAUGCUGGUGUGAGAUGCAACAUCCCAGCGAUGGGCUUCCAAAACCAGAUACGCUUGAGUGGCGGCCGCACACCUUACGAAGGCCGGGUGGAAGUUCUCCAGGAGCGCAAUGGCACAUUCAUAUGGGGGUCCAUCUGCGGUGAAGGAUGGGAUAUAAUGGAUGCCAUGGUAGUUUGUCGCCAGCUGAAUCUUGGCUAUGCUAACCAUGCCUUCCAGGAGACCUGGUAUUGGUAUGGAGACACUGGUGCAGAUAACGUGGUCAUGAGUGGGAUGAAAUGCUCCGGUACAGAAAUGGCUUUGUUCCACUGCCCACAUGAUGCCAAGGUCUCCUGCCCCAAGGGAGGCGGACGCCAUGCAGCUGGUGUUUCCUGUACAGAAACUGCAGCUGAUCUCGUCCUCAAUGCCAAGGAAGUAGAACAAACAUCCUACCUGGAGGACCGCCCCAUGCAUGUGCUGCAGUGCGCCAUGGAGGAGAACUGCCUGGCCACCUCCGCGGUCAACACCUCGGUGACCUCCGGUUACAGGAGACUCUUCCGCUUCUCCUCCGAGAUCCAUAAUAACGGGCAGGCUGACUUCCGUCCCAAAACGGGCCGGCAUGCUUGGAUCUGGCACGAAUGCCACAGGCAUUACCACAGCAUGGAAGUCUUUGCCCACUACGAUCUGCUGGAUAGCAACUGGACGCAAGUUGCCGAAGGCCACAAGGCCAGCUUUUGCCUGGAGGACAGUGACUGCAUAGACGGGGUCCAGAAGCAGUAUGAAUGUGCAAACUUUGGGGAGCAAGGGAUCUCUGUCGGAUGCUACGAUGUGUAUCGGCAUGAUAUUGAUUGUCAGUGGAUUGACGUUACCGAUCUCAAACAAGGAGACUACUUCUUCCGGGUCGUUGUUAAUCCAAACUUUGAAGUGGCAGAGUCGGAUUAUUCCAACAAUGUUAUGAUAUGUAACGUCAGGUAUGGGUUACUACGUGUGUGGGUGUUCAACUGCCAUAUAGCCGAUUCUUACUAUGAACCAGACCAGAAAGAAUACUUCAGGGGACUUUUGAACAAUCAGGUGUUUUAACUUUAGACCCUCUGUUUAAAAAAAAAAAAAAAAAAGGAAAAAAAAAACCCCGAAGGUCUUUUCCCAUGAUUUCCCUAACCACUGCUCGGAAAACUGAAGUUUAUCAAGCCACCAACCACGAACGUUUCACUUUAGCUCUGUAAGUUAUUUUCCAAGGGUGUUACUCCAAGCCUACUUUGCAACCUUUAGCAGAAGGAAACCACAGCGGCAGACUCAAAUUCCAUACCAUUCCAAGAGAAGGAAGGUUCUGCACUAGCUGUACGACUUCGCUUCCCUCCGCGGACUUUCAACCCUUUGCAAACUCUCACUCGCUCCCACUUGGUCCACUGCAGCGUCCGAAGAAGCACCUGACUGACAACUCAGCAAGGAUUUGAUGCUCAGAGUUACCUCUUUUUUUUUUUUUGAGGACUUCUCUCUCUGCCUUGGUAGUUUGUCUCGCAGACGUUCGAAAAUCUGACUCUAUGCCGUUGGUGGGAAGUCACUUUUCUUCACCUUAGCCUGCUCACAUCUCCAAGAACAUGAGUGAUUAUUUGAUUUUAGGAGGGGGGGAAAACGGUGACACUGUCGGUAGGGCAAGGAAGGUAUGGCCAGCCUAACUUCCAUCUUGGUUUUAAAAACCCACUAGAAUGUGAAUUGUUUGAAACGCAGAAAGCCAGGGGUAUCGAACUCAAGGCCCACAGGCUGACUCUGGCCCGCUGUGUGCUUAAAUCCGGCUCGCGGGGCUGCCCUGGAAACAGCGAAGGGCAGGCCCCCGGUGCCUCUGCCAGCAAAAAUGGAGGUAAGGAGGGCCGCAUGCUCCAUUUUCGUUGGCAGAGCGCUCGGGCCGCCACAGGCGCCCCCGACACGAGUGACAUCGAGCUAGCCAUGCCCCACCCGGCCCGCCGAAGUCAAACACAACCCUCAUGCGGCCCUCAAUGAAAUCGAGUUUCACACCGCUGCAGUAAGCUGUUCACCUGCCUAGCCUUAUCCGUGUCUUUUCCGUCCAUACCACACCACCCUUAGCCACAUAUUUCCUUCCCGUUAAUAUUAAGAAAUACAUCAACUACACCAGAGGUGGUAUUCAGCAGGUUUCUGACCAGUUGUGGAGAACUGGUAGUGGAAAUUUUGAGUAAUUUGGAGAACCGGUAAAUACCACCUCUGACUGGCCCCGCCCCCAUCUAUUCUCGGCCUCCUGAGUCCCAGCUGAUCAGGAGGAAAUGGGGAUUUUGCAGUAUCCUUCCCCUGCCACGCCCACCAAGCCACGCCAUGCCACGCCCACUAUGCCACACCCACAGAACCAUUAGUAAAAAAAUUGGAAUCCCACCACUGAACUAUAGCAAGCUUUUCCCACGAUAGAUCUCCUCCCUAUUCAUUACGGCAAACUAUUCUACGAUACCUUGUAAGAAUUUUUUUAAAAAUGAAUUUCUUAGGACACAUUUUACAUGGGAGUCCUUGAAGAGGUUCCAAAAAUCAAGAGGGCCACUGCCAGGCAUGUCAUUGUAGCCAUCUUGACUUUUUGAUGACAACCUUGGCUUUAGCAAAUGUAUGGUGGUGCUAAGCACAUCGGCCUCUGUUUGUUUGAGGUCAUGCAUUCCUGCAGGAAACCAUUCCUACUUGAAUAUAUAUAUAUUUCGUGUUUUUAAAGGAAAGGCCUUUUACCCAGGGAGACGGUCUGUACACAGUACUUCCAAAGGAAUAUUUUUUAAAAAAAAGAACCCACAAGGGUUCCAGUUUUCUUAAUUUUACGACUCUGUACAACAAGGAACUGCAAACUUGAGCUAUAUAUUUGUUGCAGGGGAUCAAAGUUUUAUUUCUAAAAUAAUAAUAAUAGUCAGAGGUGUUUUUGGAGGUUCAAAAAGGCGAAUGUGAUCUUUUAUCUAUUUUUUUCUUUUAAGCAUCGGUGACUAAAGGUAGAUUGCCUCUGACCGUGAACGUUACUAGCUAAUGCUGCAUCAAGACUUUAAAUCAGUUGUGGGUUUCACUUACAUUCGCUACCGGUUCGGAUCUGCGAGCACGUGCGUGUACUCGCUUCGCUCGUGCACGGCGCUUCUGCCAAUGCUCAGAACCUUCUGCACACGCACAGAGCAUCCGUGAUGACAUUCGGGCGGGUGGGCGGAGCCUCCCGUCGCCGCCACUACGGGUUCGCCCAAACCAGGGCGAACUGGUAGAAACCCACCACUACUUUAAACCCACUGUAUUCGGGGACUGUAUGAGAGAAGGAAUUCAGUGUAUCUAAAGCAGUGGUGUCAAACUCAAGGCCCGGGGUAAUUAGAUCUGGUUCAUGGGGCCUCCCUGGAAACAGCGAAGGCCCGGCCUGUGGUGCUUCUGCCAGCGAAAACGGGCUCCCGAGCUCCGUUUUCGGCUGCCACGGCCUCCUGCAAUCCUCUGCCGGCAGAGCUGAAAACGGAGCUCCGGAGCCUGUUUUCGCUGGCAGAGCACUCGGGCCACCAAAGGUGCCCCGACAUGAGUGACAUCAAGCUGGCCACGCCCUCUGGCCGAGCCCCCGUUCCUCCCUCCCAAGGUCAAACACAACCCUGAUGCAGCCCUGAAUGAACUUGAGUCUGACACCCCUGAUCGAAAGCGAAAAGAAAUGAUUUAAAGCCUUCCCUUCUUGAAAACUCAUUCCUUGGCUCCUUUAGGAAAGAAAAAAAUAAAUAAAUCCGUAACCGGAAGAGGUGAACCACGUUAUCAAAGAGUGUCUCAUCCAGUACUGUGGAGAUUUAUGCAAACCCAAGUUCGCACAACUCUUCUUGAUCAGGGACACUGUGAUGUGUGUGUUUUUUUUUAAAAAAAAAAUAGGCCUCCGUUCCCUUUUUCUUGCUCUCUCUGCUGAUUCUUGCUUGUCAAAUGAGAACUAGUCCAGACACGUUGGUUGGGAAGAUAAGCUAAGAGGAUUUUAAAAUGGUAUUUUGCACAGGUAUAAGUGUUGUAUGAAUAAACUGAGAUUAUGCUGA
Messenger RNA from Ahaetulla prasina, 5423 nucleotides. RefSeq names its product lysyl oxidase like 2 (gene LOXL2). The transcript has 14 exons. The coding region runs from base 235 to 2490 and encodes 751 amino acids. Lineage: Eukaryota; Metazoa; Chordata; Lepidosauria; Squamata; Colubridae. Gene Ontology annotation, molecular function: protein-lysine 6-oxidase activity; copper ion binding. Gene Ontology annotation, biological process: peptidyl-lysine oxidation. Gene Ontology annotation, cellular component: membrane. The record is from RefSeq and is a predicted model, not a curated record.